Molecule: messenger RNA, 1847 nt
Organism: Lactuca sativa (garden lettuce)
Lineage: Eukaryota; Viridiplantae; Streptophyta; Magnoliopsida; Asterales; Asteraceae
Product: putative polyamine transporter At3g13620
Biological process (GO): transmembrane transport
Cellular component (GO): membrane
Molecular function (GO): transmembrane transporter activity
Source: RefSeq, a predicted model, not a curated record
CUAAGUCAACAUUCACAUUAUUAAAUUGUCGUUUAAUAUUUCAUUAAAUACGUGAACCGUGAGGGCACGGGAGAUUUUGGUUCCUACUUUCGUACCACAAACUUCUUCUCUCCGGCCUUAUCGUAUCAUGGACCAUGAUAUCAAAUCGGAAAAACCAACCUCACCGUCAACCACCGACCACAUUCCACCGUCCUCCACCGGAAUCCUCCCCUUAACCAACCCUUCAACCACCACCUCCGCCACCACCCACAAAAAACUAACUCUCAUCCCACUCAUCUUCUUAAUCUACUUCGAAGUUGCCGGAGGUCCUUACGGCGAAGAACCAGCAGUUCAGGCGGCCGGCCCACUCUUCGCCAUCAUCGGAUUCCUGGUCUUCCCGUUCAUAUGGAGUAUCCCGGAAGCUCUUGUCACCGCCGAACUCUCCACCACUUUUCCCGGCAACGGUGGUUUUGUCAUAUGGGCGUAUAAAGCAUUCGGUCCCUUCUGUGGGUCCUUAAUGGGUACAUGGAAAUUUCUCACCGGUGUCAUCAACAUCGCAGCAUUUCCGAUUCUAUGCAUCGACUACAUGGAAAAACUAUUUCCGAUCUUCUCCUCCGGCUUACCUCGAACUCUAGCAAUCUUGUUUUCCACUCUCUUCCUCUCUUUCGUCAACUACACCGGUCUGAAUAUCGUCGGUAUCGCCGCCAUCACUCUCGGAGUCAUCUCUCUUCUCCCCUUCAUCCUCAUGUCACUCAUCGCCAUCCCUCAAAUCCAGCCACACAGGUGGCUAAGUUUAGGCCAAAAGGGUGUCAAAAAAGACUGGAACUUGUUCUUCAACACCCUUUUCUGGAACUUAAACUUCUGGGACACCGUGAGUACGAUGGCCGGUGAAGUCGAAAACCCAAAAAAGACUUUCCCCGCAGCACUCUUCUCCGCCGUGAUCUUGACUUGUUUAGCUUAUAUAAUCCCUCUCAUGGCGGUCACCGGAGCUGUUUCAGUAGACCAAAGUGAAUGGGAAUCCGGGUUCAUGGCAGUGGCGGCAGAGAUGAUCUCAGGGAAGUGGUUAAAGAUUUGGGUCGAAAUCGGAGCUGUGUUAUCAGCUAUAGGUUUAUUCGAAGCUCAGUUAAGCAGUUGUUCUUAUCAACUUCUGGGCAUGGCGGAUUUAGGUUUUUUACCAAAGUUUUUCGGCGUCCGAUCAAAAUGGUUCGGCACUCCAUGGGUUGGAAUCUUGUUAUCAACUGCGAUCACAAUCGCCGUUUCUCCAAUGGAUUUCACUGAUAUAGUAGCUUCUGCAAACUUCAUCUACAGUCUAGGGAUGUUGUUGGAGUUUGCAUCGUUUAUAUGGUUAAGAAGAAAGUUUCCGGCGCUGAAACGGCCGUACAAGGUGCCGCUAGGGGUGCCGGGACUGGUGGUGAUGUGCCUUGUUCCGUCGGCUUUCUUGAUCGUGAUCAUGGUUAUUGCUACCAAGAUUGUGUAUUUGGUUAGCGGGUUAAUGACUGUAGGUGCUAUUUUCUGGUAUUUUUUGAUGAAUUAUUGUAAGUCAAAGAAGUGGUUUGCAUUUGCAAAUGGCGAUGAAAUUGAAGGUGAGGAAGAAGUGUCGGCAUCUUGAGAAAUGUUAGGGGUUGUGAUAUGGAUUUGUGAUGAAUACAAAUUUGUCUAUCUUUGAAUUUGGCUCCAUUACUAUGAAACUUAGGUGGGGUAUGUUUGGUGGUGAAUUGGACUAGCUGAUGUUGGCAAAAUGUCAAUUAGAUUUGAAGUGAUUGGUGGCCUUGUCAAGUUUAGUGUGGCUUACCAUUACACUUUAUUUUUAUUAUGUACUAAUUUUAGUUCACGUGUUUAGAUGAUAAUCACAAAAAUAUCCAAAUGAA